Messenger RNA from Panicum hallii, 1695 nucleotides. RefSeq names its product galactoside 2-alpha-L-fucosyltransferase-like. The transcript has 2 exons. Gene Ontology annotation, cellular component: Golgi apparatus; membrane. The record is from RefSeq and is a predicted model, not a curated record. NCBI's taxonomy places the organism in Eukaryota, Viridiplantae, Streptophyta, Magnoliopsida, Poales, Poaceae. Gene Ontology annotation, molecular function: galactoside 2-alpha-L-fucosyltransferase activity. Gene Ontology annotation, biological process: cell wall biogenesis; xyloglucan biosynthetic process. The coding region runs from base 1 to 1695 and encodes 564 amino acids.
AUGUCCCCGGAGGGCGUGGUCGGCCCUGGCAUAACCAAGCGGCCGCCGCAGCAAUGCCCGGACGCCCGGCGCGCGGAGGCACAGGAGGGUACGGUGGAGCAGGACACAGGGCCAUGGAUCGCGAGGAAGAAGGUCACGGCGCUCGCCGUCUGCCUCGUCGCGCUGCCCGUCCUGAUGACCACGGUUAGCCGCCGCGACGCGCCGUGGACGGCCGCGUCCUUCUGGCCGUUGGCGUCCACAUCCACGCAAGGCGCUGAUUUUCCUGCGUUUCCACGUGCAAUUCGCGAUGCAGAGAAGCUUCUCGGCGGCCUGCUCGUCCCGGGGUUCGACGAGCGCUCGUGCCUCAGCCGCUACCGCUCGGCGUUCUACCGCAAGAACAUGGCGCGGUCCCCGUCCGCGCACCUCGUCAAGCGGCUGCGCGAGCACGAAGCGCUGCAACGGCGGUGCGGCCCGGGCACCGAGGCGUACAGGGCCGCUGCCGCGCGGCUCAGGUCCUGGCACGGUGACGGCGACGCGCCGGGCGCCUGCAAGUACCUCGUCCUGGUGCCGUACCGGGGCCUCGGGAACAACAUCCUGGCCAUGGCGUCGGCGUUCCUCUACGCCGUGCUCACCGACCGGGUCCUGCUCCUCGACCGGACGACGUCGCUGGGCGACAUCUUCUGCGAGCCGUUCCCGGGCGCGUCGUGGCUGCUGCCGCAGAGCUUCCCGGUCAGGAACCUCCAGAACCUGACCGGCGAGGUGCGGGAGAGCUACAGGUACCUGGUGCAGGGCGACGACGCCGCGGCGUCCGUGUCCCGGCGUCGCUACGUCUUCGUCGACCUCGACCACUCCUGCACCUACCACGACAAGCUCUUCUUCUGCGACGACGAGCGGCGGUUCCUCCGCCGCGCGCCGUGGCUGCUGAUGCGGACGGACGGCUACUUCGUGCCGGCGCUCUUCCUGAACCCGGCGUACCAGGAGGAGCUCGACCGGCUGUUCCCGCAGAAGGACGCCGUGUUCUACCUCCUGGCGCACUACCUCUUCCACCCGACGAACAAGGUGUGGGGGCUGAUCACGAGGUUCCACGACUCGUACCUGAAGAACGCCGACGAGCGGCUGGGCAUCCAGAUCAGGGUGUUCGACGGAGACACCCCGUUCCAGCACAUCCUGGACCAGAUCCUCGCCUGCACGUCGCAGGAGCACCUGCUCCCCGACGUGGUGACGCAGGAGCCACCGCGUCCACCGGCGGCCGGCACGCGGUCGAAGGCUGUUCUGAUGACCGGGCUGAGCUCGUGGUACUACGAGAACGUCCGGUGGAAGUACUGGCAGUCGGCGACGGCCACCGGCGAGGCCGUGAGCGUGUACCAGCCGAGCCACGAGGAGCACCAGCUCUCCGGGUACACGACGCACGACAUGAAGGCGCUGGCCGAGAUGUACCUCCUGGGCAUGACCGACAAGAUCGUCACCAGCGGCUGGUCGACGUUCGGGUACGUCGGCCACGGGCUCGGCGGGCUCACGCCGUGGGUCAUGUUCAGGCCCGAGAACCACACCGCGCCCAGCCCACCGUGCCGGCGAGCCAAGUCCAUGGAGCCCUGCAUGCACGGGCCGCCGUUCUACGACUGCCGGGCGAAGCAGGGCGCCGACACGGGGAAGCUGGUGCCCCAUGUCCAGCACUGUGAAGACAUGAGCUGGGGGCUGAAACUUGUGUCACCCUGA